Pimephales promelas (fathead minnow) is the source of this 1890-nucleotide messenger RNA. RefSeq names its product short chain dehydrogenase/reductase family 16C, member 5a (gene sdr16c5a). Lineage: Eukaryota; Metazoa; Chordata; Actinopteri; Cypriniformes; Leuciscidae. Gene Ontology annotation, cellular component: lipid droplet. Gene Ontology annotation, molecular function: oxidoreductase activity, acting on the CH-OH group of donors, NAD or NADP as acceptor. The record is from RefSeq and is a predicted model, not a curated record.
GACUUGACUUCACUCACACAGGUGCUCCAGGUAACCUGCCGUACUGGUUAAGUUGUGUGUGUGUGUCAGUAGUCUCUCCACAAAGUCAAAGAGGAGGACGUUAACGUCAUUCUUAACGUCUGCGCGAGCUCUCGUCGUCUUUGGUUCAUGUGUUUGUUUGAAGAUUUUGUUUGAAGAGCAAUAUUUAUUUAACGUUACCGCCUGCGACCUGCAAAAGAACAAUUCACCAUCCUCCGGGGACUUUGUAUCUCUCACAGUAAGGUCUUCUGCACCUCUUAAAAUGAACUUCCUCUUGGAGACUCUUCAGUUGAUAGUGUUAACCAUCUACUACCACCUGGAAUUCCUUGUACAACUCUUCGUCCCUCAGAGGAAGAAAGAUGUGUCCGGAGAGAUUGUGCUCAUCACUGGGGCAGGCUGUGGCAUUGGCAGACUGAUGGCCAUUGAGUUUGCCUCACUGGACGCAUCACUGGUGCUGUGGGACAUUAAUGUGGAUGGUUUGAAAGAAACUGCAAGGCAGGUUAAAGAAAAAGGAGCGUCAAGGGUACAUUACUAUCAGUGUGACUGCAGUGAUAGAGAUGUGGUCUACCGAGUGGCAGAUCAGGUAAAAAGUGAAAUCGGCGACGUCACCAUACUAAUAAACAACGCUGGAAUAGUCGGUGGUAAUAAGUUCAUGGACACUUCUGAUGCAGUUGUUGAGAAGACACUCAGAGUUAAUGCAAUGUCCCACUUUUGGACAUAUAAAGCAUUUCUGCCCGCCAUGAUAGACAAGAACCAUGGACAUCUGGUCUGUGUUGCUAGUUCUGCAGGCUUGAUAGGUGUCAAUGGACUGGCAGAUUAUUGCGCAAGCAAGUUUGCUGCUGUGGGUUUUGCCGAGUCUAUGGCAUAUGAGCUGAUAUCUGCGGGGAAGGAUGGAGUCAAAACCACAAUCGUCUGCCCGUACCUCAUCAACACUGGCCUGUUUGAUGGCUGCAAUACAAAGUGGCCUCGACUGCUGCCCACAUUGGAGCCAGAAUAUGUUGCUAAGAGGAUUGUCAAUGCCAUUCUGACAGACCAAGUUUACCUUUUACUUCCAAAGACCUUAUACUUGUUAAGGGCUAUAAAAGGUUUAAUCCCAUUCAAGCAAUCAGUUGUCCUGGGUAAGUACUUGGGGGCCUUCAAUUUCAUGGAUGCUUUCAGAGGACGGGAAAAGAAGAGAGACUAAAUGUAAUGAAGCAAAUUUCAUUAUAUUUUCAUGCUUUGUAUAUUAACACUUGUGAUUUUUCAUUAUUUGUAACUACCUCUGCCAAACAGGUAUUUCAUUAUAUCAUAAAAUCACAUUACAUACUGUAUUUUGAUAUUGGGGGAAGAUAAUUUUUUUUAUAAUAAUGUCAUAGUUAGGAUCUAAUGUUGGCCUCAAUUCAAAAGCAAGAUAUAUAUGAUAAUGCCAAUAACAACAAUGUCAGAUGUAGGCCUAAUUGUGCUAUAGUGGUACACAUGACUGAAUAAGUGUGAAAUAUUUACAUUUUGUUAAUUGUGUUUACCCCUGUUUGUUCCAGAAAUUGUUCUGUAAGUUCUGUUUUCUUCUUCUUAAGCUGUCAAAAAUAACAGUGUGCCAAUUUAGUUUAAUAAGAAUUUAAUUAUGCUGCUGGGACUGUUUUGUUUGAGCUUUGAUAGACUGCUUUUAGGCUUGCAAAAUGACCAGCUCUAGUUUUAAUGGAUAGGAUCCUAGAUUUGCAUGCAUAUGGCACCAUCUAGUGUUGUUAAACAUUGUCUGUGAUUAUUAUAACUGCCUCUCAAAGAGAAAACUGUUUUCCUAGACAAACAAGUAUUGCAUUAAUGUUAAAUGGUGUAGGUCUGUCUGCAAACCUUUUAACCAUGUGUUUGUAAUAAAUAAAAGCAACUGGCUCUGAA